Molecule: messenger RNA, 5046 nt
Organism: Nezara viridula (southern green stink bug)
Lineage: Eukaryota; Metazoa; Arthropoda; Insecta; Hemiptera; Pentatomidae
Source: the annotation of a GenBank genome assembly
GAAAGAAUCAGUUUGCAAAACAACAUUUAGUGUGUCCCCUCUUAAUCCUACAAUUAACAUUAACAGAACAAUCCUACAGUGAAUAUUCCAAAGACGCUUGGUCCAAUUCAUGAUAUUCGCUUCCAAGACAUGUACUCAAGAAAAGAUACUGCAUUGCAUGACGAUUAUAUUUGAAAAAAACACAAUGUUUGCUUUUAUCUUGAUAAGUUCCGCAUUGCUUUCUGCUUCUGCUGACGAUCAAACGGAACCCAAUAUUAAUACAAAGGAGGGCUACAACAUUUCCAUUAGUGACUUUACUGUCCAUUCCGAUUUCAAGAAUUAUUUAUCGUCGAUAAUUGAAACUAAAAUUGCCAAAGCAGUGAAAGAAAUUCUCAAUCAUUUGAACGACUAUGAUUCGGCACAAUUUCUUGCAGGACUAACACAAGAUGAAUAUAUUUUCUUAUUACUUUUACAAUUUAUGACCACAUCUGAUAAUAUAAUGACAAAUCAGCUGUUAGCAAUUGCCUCUGAAAUAAAAACCAAUAAAGCACCGAUAAUCCGGCAGUCCACAAGAAAUUUACUCAGUUUUUCCUCUGAAAAAAUGUAUAAAGUCAUUGAUUCAUUAGUCAACGCUGAAAAGAGAGGUUUGGUAAAUUUUCCACCAAAUUUACUAAUAAACAUAAUGUUGAUGUCCAACAUGUCAGACUUGAUACUCCAAGCUUGUAAGGAAGAUAAUGUUGAAAAUCUUAAUUGGCUUUUUAAAAUUGGUAGUUCUUAUGAUUUAACAAAAGCACUGCAUGAAGCUUGGCAAAAUGAAAAAUGGAACAUAGUUAGAUUGCUCAUUAAGCACGGAGCUUUAAAUGAUAUUGAGAGUGUUCAACUAAGGCUUCAGUCCAAAGAGAAUGAAACAUUUCUCCAUUUUGCCGCUAGUUCAAAUUCAUCUAAAUCUGUUGAAAAACUAAUUGCAUCUGGUGCAAAUGUUAACAUUCCUGAUUCAAAUGGUCAUACUCCUUUGUACAGAGCAGUAAGUAACAAUGAUCAAGAAACUGUACAAAUAUUGAUCAAAAAAGGAGCAAACGUUAAUUUAAGAUCGAAAUCAGGAAACAUACCACUUCACGUUGCAGUAGAGAAUGGCAACUUGGGCGUCGCUGAAGAAUUAGUCCAUUCUAAUAGUCAAAUAAAUACAAAAAACCAUAAAAGACUAACUCCAUUACAUAUCGCCGAACAAAAAGGGAUAAAUGGUAUUAUAAAAAAGUUAUUAAAUAAUAAUGCAAUUCUUCCUAGCAACAUAGGAGAAGGUUUGUCACUUCUAUAUUCAACAUUACUUGUGGAAAAUAAUCAUAAUGAAAAAACGACGCAAAAUGAAGAUACAUCUUUGUACUCCAUUUCACAAAUAGCAGUAUUACUUAUAAACUUUGGAGGUACAAUGUUUAUAAAUAGUGAUUUGAAAUCUGAAUUAAUGAGAAUAAUAUUACAAAAUGGAGAUGAAAAACUAUUUGAAAUGAUGAUAAACUUAGGAGGAAACAUAACCUCAAUUAAUCAAAACGGGGAGUCUUUUUUAUUUGAUGUUGUCAGAGAAGAUAAUCAAUACGGUGUCAGCUUCUUACUGAACAAACGUCUGAAUGUCAACGCCAAGGCUAGAGAUGGUUUCUCAGUUCUGCAUGUUGCAGCAGCAAAGGGAAAUAAAGAUGUUAUAAAACUACUAAUUCAACAUGGAGCUGAUAUAGGAGCUAGAAAUGUAGAUGGUAAGACACCUUUACACGAAGCCGCAAUGGCCAACAAACUGGAGGUUGUGUUAUUCCUACUUGAAAAAAAAGCUGAUAUUAAUGCAAAAGAUAUUACAAGUAAAACUCCAAUAUAUUUAGCAGCACUUAUGGGGCAUGAAUCAAUGGUACAGCUGUUGAUAAAAAAUGGAGCCGAUUGUCAUCUUCAGACAAAAACAGGAGAAACGACACUACAUGCAGCUGCUUCUAUUGGCAACUUAGCGAUUGUGAACUAUUUACUGGAUAGUGAGGAUUGUGGAAUAAGUGUUAAUUCUCUUAAUGAAGAUAAUAUGACUGCUUUGCAUAGAGCUGCUGAAUCGGGUCAUUCAUCAGUUGUUAUAACACUGCUGAAUAAUGGUGCGCGAAUUUAUUCACAAACAAAAGAAGAUGGGUGGACAGCUUUACAUUUAGCCGCCAAAAAUGGCUCGACGAUUGUUGUUAAACUUUUGUUGGAAAGAGAUAUGGAUGUUAACGUUGCUAAUAAUGAUGGAAAAACUCCGCUAUAUGUGGCUUGUUAUUUGGGCCAGGAAAAUGUUACCUCGCUGCUCCUUAGUAAAGGUGCCAAUAUUAAUUCUAGGACAAAGAAGAAUGGUUCACUUCCUUUGCAUGCUGCAGCAACAAGAGGUUAUGCUGAGAUUGUAAAUAUUUUACUUAACCAAGGAGCCAAUAUUAAUGAAACAGAUUAUGGAGGUGAAUCUCCUCUUUUUAAAGCUUCUUAUUGGGGCAAUCAUAAAGUUGUAAAAAAACUCCUUGCGAGGGGAGCUAAUGUCAAUUCAAAGACAAUGAGCGAUGAGUGGGCACCUUUGCAUAUGGCAGCUAGAAGAGGAUUUAUGGCAAUAGUAAAUGCUUUACUCGAUGGAGCUGCAACUGUAGAUAUAACGAAUAAUGAUGACAAAACUCCUUUAUUUGAAGCUUCUUAUUCGGGGCAUGAUAUUAUAGCAAAGGUUUUAAUCCAAAGAGGAGCCAAUGUAAAUGGUAGGACCAAGAGAGAUCACUGGACACCACUGCAUAUGGCAUCAUCGCAGGGAAAUCUUCUAGUUGUGAAACUCUUAGUAGAAUAUGGUGCAAAAGUUAACCAAUAUAAUAUAGAUGGGAAAACUUCUCUCUUUGAGGCUUCAUAUUCAGGCCAAAGUGAUGUUGUUAAAUAUCUUAUUAGUAAGGGAUCCAAGGUAAACAUUAGAACCAAAAUUGAUGGUUGGGCUUCUUUGCAUGUAGCUGCCUCACGAGGACACUUAGAUGUAGCAAAGGAGCUGCUCAACAAAGGUGCUGAUGUUAAUAUCAGAAAUAUAGAUGAUAAAACACCUCUUUUUGGAGCUGCUAGUGCUGGAAAAACUAAUGUUGUAAUGUUAUUACUUGACCGAGGUGCGGAUAUUAAUAUUAAGACUAAAAAAAAAGGCUGGGCACCACUUCAUGAGGCAUCAGCUAGAGGUUAUAACCAAAUUAUAAAUGUUUUAGUUGAUAGAGGAGGAGACGUAAAUAUUAAGAACACAGAUUACAAAACACCCUUGUCAGAAGCGGCGUAUGCUGGUCAUGAAGAUAUUGUUAGGAACUUACUUCAAAGAGGAGCAAAUGUUGAUUCGAAGAGUAAAAACGAUGGCUGGACUCCAUUGCAUUCAGCAGCUUCGAAGGGCUAUGUAGAAAUAGUAAGGGCAUUACUUGAAAAUGGAGCAAGUGUUGAUAUAAAAAAUAAUGAAGAAAAAACUCCUCUCUACGAAGCCACAUAUAACGGUCAUUAUGAUGUUGUAAAAGAACUUCUUGCGAAAGGAGCAGACAUGAAUGUUAGAAUUAAACAGAAUGGUUGGACCCCUUUACAUCUUGCUGCAUAUCGAGGCCAUUUAGGAGUGAUUAUUGCAUUGCUUGAUAAAGGCGCAUCUAUUGACAUAAGGAAUGAUGAGGGGAAAACCCCUCUCUUAGAAGCUGCUAAUGCAGGUCACACUACUAUUGUUACAGAACUACUGGAAAGAGGCGCUGAUGCAAAUAUUAAGACAAAGGAUUGUGGAUGGACUUCAUUACACAUAGCCGCAUCAAAAGGUCAUUUGCAAGCAGUCAAUGUUUUACUUGACAAAGGAGCUGUAGUUAAUGAAGAAAAUGAUGAUGGCAAAACUCCACUAUUUGAAGCUGCCUUUGCAGGCUACCACGAUGUAGUUAAAGAACUUCUUAAAAGAGGAGCUAAUGCAAAUAUAAAGACAAAGAAUCUUGGUUUGACUUCCUUACAUGUGGCAGCAUCUGAAGGCCAUCUCAAGGUAGUUAAUAUUUUAAUAUACAAAGGAUCUGCUAUUAAUGAACAAAGCCAUGAAGGUAGAACUCCACUUUUUGAAGCUGCUAAUGCUGGUUACGCUGAUAUAGUUAGAGCACUUCUAGAAAGAGGAGUUGAUCUAGAAAUUAAGACAAAGAUUCUAGGUUGGACAGCAUUACAUAUUGCGGCAUCUCGUGGUCAUUUAGGUGUUGUUAUAGCACUUCUUGACAAGAGAGCAAAUAUUGAUGUACAAAACAUUGAUCAUAAGACUCCACUUUAUGAAGCUUCUAGCGCAGGACAUGAUAAUAUUGUCGAAAGACUUUUGGAAAGAGGUGCUGAAAAAAAUGCUGAAACCAAAAAUGAUCAUUGGACAGCUCUACAUGUAGCUUCAUCAAAUGGUUAUCUGAAAAUAGUCAAUGCUUUGCUCGAUAGCGGAGCGAUGAUAGAGGCUAAAAAUGUAGACAACAAAACGCCUCUCUUUGAAGCUGCUUAUGCAGGACAUAAUACUACCGUAAUAACUCUCCUUGAAAGAGGAGCUGAUCCAAAUGGUAAAACAAAAAAAAUGGGUUGGUCAGCACUUCAUAUUGCAUCAUAUGAAGGUCAUUUAGAAAUAGUCAAUAUUUUGCUUAGUAGAGGAGCCCAUGCUAAUAUAAAAAGUUAUGAAAGAGAAACUCCAAUAUUUCAAGCUGCUUCUCUAGGGCAUGAUAAUAUUAUUAAAGCAUUGAUUAAAAAAGGAGCUGAUGUGAAUGUCAAAUCGAAUACCCUAGGUUUAACUCCUCUUCAUGUUGCAGCAUCUCGAGGCAAUUUUAAAUCAGUUAAUGUACUCCUUAAUGGAGGAGCUCUACCCGAUGUAUGGAACAAAUAUAAAAAAACUCCUCUGUUUGAUGCUGCUUAUUUUGGUUAUAGCUCUAUUCUUAAAGUCUUACUAGAAAAAGGUGCAGCAGUUGAUGGAAAAAUAGUGUGAUGUAAAUUUAUCACUAACCAUAAAGCCACUGUAUCUGUAAGAUAUCUCAAAUCUAUUCACAUUCCAAAUAUCUGCUAAUAAAAAAGAUUCAUAUUCAAUCAGUA